AGAUAUAAUCAAUUACUAAAUUUUCUUAUUACAUGUGAAAUUCAAAGAUCAAUCAACAUAAACAAAGUGAUAAAUACCAAGCUUUUGUUAUUUUGUUCCUUGUCUUCCAAACACUGAAAACAAUAAUGGCGAAUCACGAGACAGAAAAGAACAAAAAAACUUUUUGAAGAAACAUGUUUAUGUGUCUUAUAAUAUCAGAGACAAAACAACUCUAAAAACAGAGCUCCAAAAUGUCUUCUCUUCUCAUCCUCAUCUUCAUUGCCUCAAUCAUAGCAUUCAGUAAUUACUCUUCAGUUGCUGCUACAACUCUACCUGACACUGUCCAUUGUAACAACAAUAACCACUUUUCAGUCUCAGGUGGGCUUGAUUGCAUACAAGAAAAACCAAGUUUUAGACAUGAGACAAAAGGUUAUCACAGAGAAUUUCAGGUUUUGUGUCCUUUCUCUGAGGUGAGAUGUGCAAAGACUCGACGGAUUCUUAAACAUAUUAGGCAAGCAAGAAGAAGAGAUCAUCAACACAAAAAGAGGAGAUCAUCAAGAUUCCUGCAAAACAAAGCAAAUUCAAACAAAAUUCCAUCAGAUAAGAAGUUCUUUUUCCCACAUCCAUGGUUUCUUCCUCCAAACCCGUUUGCGCCACCACAUUCGAUUUUUCCACCAAACCCAUUUGCGCCACCACCUUCGAUUUUCCCACCCAAUCCAUUUAAGCCGCCGCCACCUUCGUUUCUCCCACCAAACCCGUUUCAGCCACCACCUCCUUCAAUAUUUCCUCCAAACCCAUUUCAGCCUCGUCCUCCGCCACCAUCGGUAUUUCCUCCAUUAUUUCCUCAGCCACCUCCCCCUCCAUCAAUAUUUCCUCCAUUAUUUCCUCAGCCACCUCCUGCUUCUCCACCGUCAAUAUUCCCUCCAAACCCAUUUCAGCCUCGUCCUCCUCAGCCACCUCCUGCUCCUCCAUCGAUAUUCCCUCCAAACCCAUUUCAGCCUCGUCCUCCUCAGCCGCCUCCUGCUCCUCCAUCGAUAUUCCCUCCAAACCCAUUUCAGCCUCGUCCUCCUCAGCCACCUCCUACUCCUCCAUCCUUAUUCCCUCCGAUAUUUCCUCAGCCUCCUCCAGCUGCAGCUUCUCCUCCUCCAUCAAUAUUCCCUCCAAACCCAUUUCAACCUCGUCCUCCUCAGCCUCCUCCCACUCCUCCUCCAUCGAUAUUCCCUCCAAACCCAUUUCAGCCUCAUCCUCCUCUUCCCAGUCCUCCUCCACCAUGGUCUCUCUUUCCUCCACUGCCACCGAUCUUUCCAGGCUUACAUCCACCACCGCCACCACCUCCUCCCCCUCCUCCACCUCCAUCGUUUUUUCCAUUUCCUCCAUUCCCAUUCUUACCACCACCACGCAACCCUGGCCCUCCUCCUGCUUCAUCUUCUUCAGCAAACAAGCAGCCUCCUUAAUCGAACAAGAGUAUCAUAUGUAUAUACCAAACAUUUAGUUGAGAGAUGAACUAUAUGUUGUAUAUGACAGUCAUAUUUACAUAAGGUUAAAGAAUAAAGAUGAGUUUUCAACUCCUACAGGAUA
Molecule: messenger RNA, 1557 nt
Organism: Arabidopsis lyrata subsp. lyrata
Lineage: Eukaryota; Viridiplantae; Streptophyta; Magnoliopsida; Brassicales; Brassicaceae
Product: vegetative cell wall protein gp1
Exons: 2
Coding region: 231-1433 (400 amino acids)
Source: RefSeq, a predicted model, not a curated record